GUUUGGUCCUUUUUACAACCUUCUGACCGACUUCAUAUUCAACAUACGACAUACAACACGCAACCAAUCCUAACAGAUUUCAUCAUAGCUCCAUCAAAACAUCAACCCAUCUAAACAAUCACCAAACUUUUAUUCCAAUGACAGAAUCAACUCCAACAGAUAUUUUAAAUAUGUCUACAAUCGCAUCAGCCGUCGCAUCAGCUGCUGUUUCUGCUGCUGCGACUCCUCAGUCUCUACCUCCCAUGGAUGCCGAAGAACGCGACAAGUCCCUUCAUGUGUCUCUUGCCGACUUGACCGCCAAAGCCAACGCGCUAUACGCACAAAAGAAGUAUGAGGAUGCUGCCGAAGUUUUCUCUCAGGCUACCGAGAUGCAAGCCGAAAUCAAUGGCGAAAUGGCAGCCGAGAACGCCGAUAUCUUGUUUCUUUACGGUCGAAGUCUAUUUAAGGUCGGUCAGAGCAAAAGUGACGUCCUAGGCGGCAAGCCUACCGGCGAGAAGAAAUCAAAUGGUGCCGCAGACAAGAAGCCAAAAGCAAAGAAAUCGCAAGCUGAAUCAUUGCCUACCAUUGCUGAGAAGGCGACCGGGAAUGGUUCAGAGAAUAACGAGAAGACUUCCGACUCGAAAAAGCCCCUCUUUCAAUUCACUGGAGACGAGAACUUUGAAGACUCUGACGAGGAGGAAGAGGAGGAGGCCGAAGGCGAGGAAGAGGAAGAAGAUGACGAUCUCGCUGUCGCAUUUGAGAUUCUUGAUCUAGCACGCGUACUUUUUGAGAAGUCCUUGACAUCAAAUGAGGAAGAUAUCUCAGAAGAGAAGGGAAAAGAGACGGCUGAAGACAGUCCUGCCACCAGGCACAUCAAAGAGCGCCUCGCCGACACUCACGAUCUCCUAGCAGAGAUUUCUCUCGAGAACGAAAAGUAUCCUCUAGCAAUUAACGACUGCCGUGCGUCCCUCAAGUACAAGCAAGAGCUCUAUCCGCGAGAAUCCGAAAUGAUCGCCGAAGCGCAUUUUAAGCUAUCCUUAGCCCUCGAGUUUGCAUCUGUCACUACUACUGCUGAAGAUUCCGUAUCCGGCGCAGCUCCAAAACCAGUCGAUGAGGAACUACGAAAAGAGGCUGCCACCGAACUAGAGAAGGCUAUUACUAGCACGAGACUCAAGCUCGAUGCCAAGGAGGUCGACCUCGCGAUGCUUCACGCACCCGAAGACAAUGACUUGACGCGAAAACAGAUUGCCGAGGUCAAGGAGCUUAUCGCAGACAUGGAGCAACGGCUUAUCGAUCUGCAAAAGCCGCCUAUGGAUGUCAAUGCGGUACUGGCUGGGGAGGAAGCUGUCCGUGGAGUCCUAGGCGCAGCGCUUGGAGAAUCUGGUGCAGACAAGGAAGCUAAGCUCGAGGAGGCCAAGAAGAGCGCUAAGGACGUCACUGGUCUAGUUCGCAAGAAGGCCAAGGAAGAGCCGAUCUCAGAUACCAAGACGAAGGAGACGAAUGGAAAGCGCAAAGCCGAAGAUGAGGCCCCUGGUGAAGAGGACAUCAAAAAGGCCAAAGUCGAGGAGUCCACGGAGGCGUAGGUCACAUCACGAGGACCAACAAGG
Hypoxylon fragiforme is the source of this 1586-nucleotide messenger RNA. RefSeq lists its product as uncharacterized. Lineage: Eukaryota; Fungi; Ascomycota; Sordariomycetes; Xylariales; Hypoxylaceae. The coding region runs from base 138 to 1562 and encodes 474 amino acids. Gene Ontology annotation, cellular component: nucleoplasm. The transcript is spliced from 3 exons. Gene Ontology annotation, biological process: CENP-A containing chromatin assembly; DNA replication-dependent chromatin assembly. The record is from RefSeq and is a predicted model, not a curated record. Gene Ontology annotation, molecular function: histone binding.